Hemibagrus wyckioides is the source of this 5665-nucleotide messenger RNA. It is a transcript of the gene tsc1a, whose product is annotated as TSC complex subunit 1a. The coding region runs from base 358 to 3720 and encodes 1120 amino acids. Gene Ontology annotation, cellular component: TSC1-TSC2 complex. The transcript is spliced from 22 exons. Gene Ontology annotation, biological process: negative regulation of TOR signaling; regulation of cell cycle; negative regulation of cell population proliferation. The record is from RefSeq and is a predicted model, not a curated record. Lineage: Eukaryota; Metazoa; Chordata; Actinopteri; Siluriformes; Bagridae.
CCCCUGUCACGCUGAACUCCGCUCCAUUCUUUUCAUUUAGAUUUGCUCUAGCUUCAAUUACACAACUAUAACGGCAGUUAUGCACGCCACAGCACUGUGAGAUAGUGACCGUAAACUCUGUGAACGUCCACGAGUAGUGAUCGCUGGACUUGCAUUUGCACUUGGACUCAUUACGAAAUCGCUUCGGGACUAUUUUUUUCCUCCGCGGAGACACAGCGCGCACUGGGUCGUGAGGUGUCCAAGAUGGCGGCAACGUGUAAGGUCCAGGCUUCUUAAAAGGCACUCCAUGUUGACCCAACAGAGCCUUAGGAUCCACUGUGACAAAGCCUGUAGUCCUGCCAUCUGUCCUGCACUAACAUGGCCAAGGACCAGCCAAAUGUGUUCGACCUCCUCCUGCUUCUGGAGUCCACAGAUCUGCAUGAGCUGGAGCAGGUCAGAAGUGUCUUACAGGAGAGCCUCAGUGCAGAUAAAGGGUCUGUGCUUCUCAAUGGCCUUGUGGAUUAUUAUCUGGACACCAGCUCUCCUCAGGCUGUGGACCUCCUGUCCUCCAUCAGGGAGCCUCACGACAAGCACCUCUUAGACAAGAUGAACGAGUGCAUGGCCAAGCCGAGCGGCAGGCUCCUGACCCUCACCCUCCUCGGUCAUGUUGUUCGCAAGCAGCCGCCGUGGAUUCACAAGAUCGCUCGCUUCCCUCUGCUCACUUCACUACUCAAAUGCCUCAAGACUGAGUCAGAUGUUGUGGUUCUUAUAACUGGAGUGUUGGUGUUAGUCAUCAUGCUUCCUAUGAUACAGCAGACCAGCAAACAGCUCCUGUUCGAGUUUUUCGACAUCUUCGGACGACUCGCAGCUUGGAAUCAGAGAAACCCAGGCCAUGCUCAGGGAGCGUAUGCAGUUCACCUGCAUGCCAGCGUGUACUCGUUCUUUCACCGUCUCUAUGGCAUGUACCCCUGCAACUUUGUGUCCUACCUGCGCGCCCACUACAGCAUGAAGGAGAACGUGGACACUUUUGAGGAAGUAGUUAAGCCGAUGCUUGAACACGUGCGGAUACAUCCAGAGCUCGUUACUGGAACCAAAGACUAUGAAGUGGACCCGAUUAGGUGGAAGAGGUUCGAGACCCACGACAUUGUGAUCGAAUGUGCCAAAGUGUCCCUGGACCCUAAGGAAGCGUCCUGUGAGGAGGGCUACUCGUCCCUGCCUGACCAUGUGCCACGGCGCCUCGUCGACAGCAGCAGGUCCUGCUCAGAUCUCAGCACCCAUGGAAGUUCAUCUUUCAACUCGAUGGCUACAGUUCGCCAGUCCCUUUCCCUUUCAUUGCCCCAUCUGACAGUCACUCAGCACCCAGGCCUCAGUUCACAAACCCCCAGUCUACAGGGUCUUGAGGCAGAGUCCUCAGGGAUGAAGGAGACCAUGUGGAGCCCUUCCUCUGUGUGUGGGAUGAGCACCCCUCCCAGCUCCAGAGGAAUGUCCCCCACCACCGUCUCUGAUCUCUCACACAGUGCCUCCCACUUCUUAGGGCGGGUCCCAAGCACACCAGUAGAUGGGAAGUGGACACCGUCUGCCUCCACGCCCUCAGGGUCGUCCCCUCUCCUAUUGCUCUCCGGAGAACUCGAGCACACUGCCCAACCCACCAGCAUUACUCUCCCGCUUUCUAAGACAAAUCAGGAGAUUAAAAAAGGCAACCACGCAACUAUCAAUGGCAAAGGUACAGCCGAUGGGCUUAGUCCUUUUUCGCUGACAGAGCUCUCUGACUUUGUGAAGAGGACGGAGAGAGAGAAAGAGGAAGAUUCCAUCACAGCAGAGUUGAUGACACUAACCCAGGGUACACUGGACCCAGUCUCGGACGUGUCCUUUUCCAGCACCGCUGACGCACCCCUUUCCUUAAACCCCAGCAUUUCUACCCUGCCUCAUAAUCUGGCCUCCACCCCAGACAGGGGGGUAAACACUAUUAAAGGACCAGAGCAGCAGCCUUCCUGGGUCACAUGCCCCUGUUUUACCCCCAUAGAGAACUCCCUGAGCCCCUCUGCACCUGAAGACGCCUCCUUGGAGUUGUUUAAGGGCUCGUUUCCCUACGAGCAUCUCUUCGACCUGGCUUUGCCAAAGCUGGCCUCUCUAUAUGUGGGGAAGAAGACCGUUGAGGCUCAGCUGAAGGCUGGCAGAGAGGACGUGGAGAUGGGGGAUCUGUCUGCUAUGUCCCCUCUGGAGGUGUUGGAUCGUCUUAUUCAGCAAGGUCAUGAACUUCAUGAGAAAGUGUUAAAGAGAUCUCCUUCUUCGUUAAACCCCUCGGCCGAGCCACACCUUGGAGGUAAACAUCAUAGCACUAAAGGAAAAGGUUCAGGGGCCCCUGAUGAGCUGACGCUUCUGCGCAGUCAGCUGCUGCUCCUGCACAACCAUCUGCUGUAUGAGCGGCACAAAAGAGAGCAGCAUGCACUGCGCAACCGCCGCCUGCUCCGCCGUGUCAUCAACGCCACUGCACUGGAGGAGCAGAACAACUCCAUGAAAGCCCAGCUACGGCUGCAGGAGGUGGAGAUCCAGACUCUGCAGGCGAGUCUGCAGGAAGAGCAGGGACGCUCCAAGCGUCUGCAGCAGGAAGGAGAGGCGCAGGUGCAGCAGCUCCACAGCCAGCUCCAGAAGCUCCAGCGUGAAAGGAACGACUACUGUACCAAAACUCAGGAGCUACAGAGUGACUUGCAGGAAAGUAAGAAGAGAAUGGGCAAGAUGGAGGCGGAGCUGCAGAGAGCCAAUAACAAAGUGUGCAAUACAGGACACCUGCUCAGCCAGCUGUCUAUCAAGCUCAACAACAGUGAAAGCCUGGAGCAACAGAUGGCCUUCUUGAACAAACAGUUGUUAUUGCUGGGUGAAGCCAAUAAACUGUCUGUGCAAGAAGUCCAACGCCUGGGACCAGACUCGCGUAAAGAGCAGAAGAUGCUGCAGAUGUGCUCCACACGAGAGACCGAGCGGUUGAGACAGAGCUCUAUUCAGCAGAGCCAGAGGUUGGAGGCAGCCCAGCAGCGUAUCACUGACCUGGAGACCCAGCUCACCAAGAAGGAGCACCUCAUCCUGGAGCAGAAGAAACUUCUGGAGAAUGUCAAAAAUCAGGCCAAAGGGCAGCUGCAAGCUUCUGAGAACAGGUAUCUGGCUCAAAAGCAUGUGACUCAGGCUCUACAAUCAGAAAUGCUUCAUCUAUACAGUCAGCUCGAUCUUGCCAGCCUCUCAAACAGCACACCAGCAGGAGGAGCAGCUGAACCAGGCAGCCCUCUGAACCAGAGAGCAAACGGCAGCAACACAUCCACUUCGGCUCCGACCUCCGAGUCAGGGAAAAGAGAGGAAACUGAUUACAUGUGUGUGAACGGUGAGCUCUCGCCGCUGUCUCCCGGAUCCCCGCCAUCCACCGCACUGAUCAACGGCAGCCAGGAAGAAGACCUUUCCAUCCUGUCCUGCAACUCUCCUUUAGCUGAAAGCUUCCUGGGAAUGCACAACCAAGAGCUGUUAAAGAAGACCAAGAGUACGUACGAUGUGGAGCACAGCCACCGGCUCCAUGACCAGAACUCGGAGCUUGCCGAGAAGCGCGCCGAGCUCACGGUUUCCCAGAAGCUGGCGGAGGAAGAAGCCGACCUCCCGCCUGUGGAUCGGCACCGAGCUCGCGCUUACAACAUCCAGAGUCGCAGACCGCAGGACCUGCACAUCAUGGAUUACAACGAGACGCACCAGGAGAAGACAUAAAGGAGCUUUUGAAGGUUGAGUUUGCAGGACUGCCACUGUAGAUUUGCUCGCAACACUAGACAGAAUGAUUAAAAAAAAAAAGAUGUUUUGACCUCUGCAGCACUCUUCAUUUUAACAAGAGUGCAUUGUUUUAGCAAAAAAAAUUUUUUAAAAGCUCUACUGUAUUACAAAACAGCCAAAAAAAAAAGAGAGAGAGCGAGAGACGUGUAUAUACACCGAGGGCUUAAAGCUAUAGGAUCACUAUGUUUUAGGGGUUGUGUUUGUUUUUUGGGGUUCUCAUCUCAGAUUUUGUUAAAGCCGGACAUUAAAACAUACUGAUCGUAGCUUUAACCCGUCCAUCUGAGCUCUGGUAUGAAAUAAGAGCACUGUUCGCAUUGAAAGUACACUUGAGACAUUUGUUAUCGGUUCAGUUUGGGUUUAUUCCUGUAUUGGAUUGUUUGAUAGACAUUUCAGCUUAAAGCACGCUGCAGUGGUGGUUACGUUGUACGUGUGUGUGUGUGGAUUGUGUUUGGCCCUUAUCGUAUUUACUAGAACACGUAUUGCUUUAAUUGCUGUGUUUUGCUAACCUCCCGAUUAGUCGAUGGGCUAGUAUACGUUUGUCCAAGCCGAAGGGUCUUCGCGAAGCGUAGUUAGACGAACGACACGGAAAAAUAUCCUUUUGUCGCCUAGCAAUUUCGUUCUUUCUUUCCUUCCUUACGAAUCAAGCACUGUAAAUACCGUGCAUCAACAAAUCAAGCCCCAAUAGUCAACUGUGAAAGACUUGCAAAAAUGCAGCUGUGAUAAUAGAUGAUGGUAUGUUUGAGUGUGUGAAUGUGAGAAAGUGAUGAUGAUGAUGUCAUAACCUUGCUUUGGGUGCUUCGCUUGUAGGAAAAGAUGAAGCAAGUGUUUAAACAAAUGAUAGAAUUUAUUUUUUAUUAAUUCAGUUCGAUACUGGGUUUAUUAUAAAUCCCAGACACUAGUGCAAUACUUCUCUUAGCAUUACACUUCAAUGCCAGCUCAGAAGCACGUGUAGAUCUGUGUAGUGUAUUUUUCUUUUUUUUUUUCUUUCUUUUUCUUCGCUGCUCAGUUAGUGACAUCACACAACUCCGCUGCUGUCCAUCCUGUAUACAGGUAGUGCCUCAGAAUUCGCCCAUGCCAGGCUUUUUCGGUGAAUUUUCACAGUCUCUGUCGUGUAAUGGGAAGAAAAAAAGAAAAAAAAAAAAACCCAUCGCUGCUUGGAUUGUAUGUGAAAUGUGAAAGUUUCAUGGUAGCAAUGUAUAGAAUACAAUCGCAAAUACACUAAAGCUCAGUUGAUAACCUGAAAUCUAAGCUCUCUCUCUCGCACACACACAUUGAUACCCUUCUUCGGAAAGUGUUUUGAAUCGGUCGAGGAUCGUCAAUCGUUUUCGCCAAAAUCAGGGACGUUUUAUGAUCUCUUGUCAUGGUUUCAGCUAAAAACAAAUGUGAAACACUGAGGAAAAAAACAAAACAAAAAACAGUUCACCAGGAACCGAAGGACACGACGAGGACGUUACGGAGAUGAUCAUGAAGUUCUCAGACUUUUUUUUUUUUUGUUCAGGAAAACGCAGAAGGCGUGCAUGAUGACCCGAAUCUCCUGCUCUCACUGUUUUAAAUCCUGCAGCUUUAUAUUUCAUUUUAAUGAAGUGUACAUGGCUGUCAACACGGCUUUCACUGACAUCUGUGUGAUUUAAUGUUGUUCACAAAAUGCCUUAAUAAGAUACAAAAAAAACAAAGGACAUCUCUCCUUGCCCCAGAGGCCAAAUUCCAGUGGUUUUUUAGAAACUAUGGUACAAUUUGACAGUAAUCUGGAGUGGAGUCAGAUGUCCUCAGGGACUCUGUUCAAAAAAAAAAAAAGAAAGAAAAAAAGUAUUGAUUCUGAAGACACACAGAAAAGGUAUUCUACUUGUUAAGCUAUGAUCAGGAAUAAUAAAAUAUAUGUUUUGCA